Messenger RNA from Mytilus trossulus (common blue mussel), 639 nucleotides. Its product is annotated as limbic system-associated membrane protein-like. The coding region runs from base 1 to 639 and encodes 212 amino acids. NCBI's taxonomy places the organism in Eukaryota, Metazoa, Mollusca, Bivalvia, Mytilida, Mytilidae. The transcript is spliced from 2 exons. The record is from RefSeq and is a predicted model, not a curated record.
AUGUAUGUUGAUGGAGGUUCAACAAUUACACUUGUAUGCCCAUUCAAAGCCGACCCUGCGAACUCCAUUAGGUGGUCUGGACCUCCAAAUUUGAUCACUCUGUCGAUUGGGUUGGCCAUAAAUCCUAAUUUACCAGACGCACAGAGAUCCCGUCUUAGUAUUUCAAUUGGUAGCAAUGGGGAAUACAACUUAAAGAUUUCAAACAUUCAACUGCACGAUGAAGGAGUAUAUAGAUGCAAUGGAGUAACUGGUGGAUCGUUAGUAUCUGAAGACUUCCACUUGAUUAUAAAAGUUCCAAUUACUUCAGUCAUACUGUCAAAUCAAGCGGCUGAUGAAAAUCCAGUGAAAGUUGUAAAUGAUAAAAACAUAAUGUUUACCUGCAAAACAAAUGCCGGUCGACCAUCCUCUAAAAUACAGUGGUAUAUUGCAAGUGUCAACAUUACAUCAUCUGCUUCAAGUCAUACUGACGUAUGUGCUACAGAUUGUUCUGAUGAUAAAUUAAUAUCUUCAAGCCAGCUUAUAUACAAAGGGAAGAAGGAAGACAGCGGGAAAAUUGUAUAUUGUACUGCAUUAAAUAUACAGGGACAUGGUGUAAGGUCAUCCAACAAAACAAUUGAUGUAUUAUGUAAGUAUUUUUGA